Molecule: messenger RNA, 2322 nt
Organism: Cryptosporidium ubiquitum
Lineage: Eukaryota; Apicomplexa; Conoidasida; Eucoccidiorida; Cryptosporidiidae
Exons: 1
Coding region: 1-2322 (773 amino acids)
Source: RefSeq, a predicted model, not a curated record
AUGGCUGAAUUAUCUUCAAGUGAAAUAGAUACAUAUAAAUUGGAUGACAUUUGGAAUUAUGAUUUAAUUUCUAACAAUCCUCCAAAAGGUAAAUUAAAAUCAAUUUCAAGCAUUUUGGAUAGCAUGUCUUUAGAACAAAGAGGUAUUUCAGGUACAAAAAUUAGCAAAUUUGAAGAAAAAAAAGCUGAGAAUACAAAAGAAGAGGGAAAAUCUCAAAAACCAAAAAUUACUGUAGAAAAAUCCACAGAUAUUGAAAAAAUACCUGAACUAGAGGAUAUUAUUGUAAAAAAAGAGAGCUCACAGGGAAAAAUUGAGAUAGAGAAGAAAGAAAUUAAUGGUAGGUCUUACUUUCCCAUUAACAUUCAAAAAUUGAAUGACCUUCCAAGCCCAAUUCCUUUGGAGAAAUCUGAUAUAGUUUCUCUUUUGUCUAAAGAUAAAAAUUUGGAUUCAUAUACAAAUAUAAUUUUAUCUCCAAAAUAUGAUUUUCUUGAGAAUAUAGUUUGCAUCAACAACAGUACUUUAGAGAUGUCUGGAAUGAACUUAUUUCAAGGCUUUGUGUCUGAUAUUGAUUCAAUCUGUAGACUUUCAGUUAAAUGGUUUGAAAGUUAUCCAAAAUUUGUUAAAGUUUUGAGGACAACUGAAGAUAAGAUUUCUGGUAAAUAUAGACCAAAUAUUGAAGAAAUGAAUUUUAAUUCUAGUCAGAAAGUUAGAUUAAGUAGAAGAUUUACUAAUGAUUGGAUAAAUUUUUUGAACUUACUAAAAACCAUUGAAAUUGAUUCUAAAACUUAUAGACAUAAUAGAAGAAUGCUAAGAAAGUACAAGGAAAUUAAUCAUAAGGAUCUUAAACAGUACCAUAGAAACAUUUACAAUGAACUUCAACUAUUUAAUAAUUUGCUUUUAAGUAUUUUAUUAAAACUCAGUUUUUAUAUUCAAUAUAUUGUUUACUUCCCAAAUACUGGAAAACUUUUUGAUCAAAAAGAAGACUAUAGUUAUUUAAGCCAGUUCAAAGAAAAGUAUCGUAAAAGACUUUCCAAUGAAGAUGAAAUAUUAAAACUUAACAAGAUUGAUAUUUAUGUUAACGCAAUUCCAAAAGAUAUCCUUAAGAAGGUUCGAACAACUAUAUCAUCCUGUUCUGGAGUUGUAAAGAUUCUACAUGAAUAUGGAGUUCAUUCAGAUUCCACUCCAAGUAAUAUUAUUUCACUAUAUCUUCAAUACAAACGUAUUACAAGAAUUCUUUUGAAUAUUUAUAAUAACGAAACUAACCGUCAAUCUGAAAAAUUUAACACAAAUGGUAAUAACUAUGAGUAUUCUGAUAAUAUAUUUGACCAAAAAUUUAUUCCAAACAAAAUUGGUUUCAAGCCAUUCCAAACUCAAGUUGAGGGCCCUAAAAUUCAAGGAAAAAUAAAACAAGAAAAGUUAAAACAUAAAGAAGAUUAUUCAGGUGUAACCAAAAAUCAUAUUGAACUAAAAUUUAACUACCUAUCAAAGGAAUCAGUUGACAAGUUUUCCAAUGAAAACGAAAGAAAUCUUUUUUAUCUAAUUAGUCAAGAUCUUACUAAUAACAAACUUAACAAAGGAAUGAACUUUCAUAUUGUUAAAAAAAGACCGUCUGGAGCAUCUGGCCUUGUUAUAUUCAGCCAAAAAUAUAACCUUGAAUCUGAAUAUGAUUGUGGCGCCAGAAUCCUGCCUAAUGGGAAAAUUGAAAUUGACUUUAACAAGAAUUUACUUGCAGGCUUUAGUGAUAAAAUUACCAUAUGGUUCAAAAACAACUAUCUUAAAUAUUUUUAUAAUAAAUACCAAGAAAAUCAUUCAAAUUUUAAACAAACCUCUAUUCCUCUUCAAUUUAAGCUUAUGAUUGCUUGUCCAUAUGUAACUUCAAAUAAUUACAUGCAAAGCCAAUAUGGCGGUAUGAAUGACGUGUAUAUGUUAAUAUAUUUGGUAGGUAAAUUAAAAGGAUAUAAUGAUGAUUGGAAGAUAGUAACUGAAUUUAAUUCAAUAACUAAUGACACUAAUUUGCAGUGGAAGAUUGUUUCAAUCUUGAUACCAGAUAUUCAGUCUCAUGUUGGAAAGAUGUGUCCAGUACAAGCAAGUUUACUAAAAUCUAAAGUUUUAAAAACAUCCAGACAUGUAGUUUUUAAGAGUCCAAUGGAAUUUGACCAUUUUUCUGAAGAGUUUAAGUAUGAGAACAGCAAUAUUAAAAGAUCUAUUAUAAGAAAUUGUUUGAAUUAUAUCGAGGAAGAAACAAUGAUUGAAUUUCUUACUAAUAAUGGAAAAGACAGUGGAAUGGCUAUAUGUAGAAACAGUAAUCUAUAUGUUGGUUAA